AUGUCGCAUUAUAAAACUUUUCAUGAAAAAUUAUAUUAUUACGACACGAUUCAUAUGGCAAAAGUCGUAGCAGCUCAUGCGCUUACAUACAAACAAGCUCGGCAUGCUGAAUUAUGUUCACCUCAUCUGUUACGAUCCAUAUGUGGUCAUAAGACCCUCGUGGGCUGUCAAACCACCUUUUGCCGAAAAAUCGACACUGAAAUGUCAACAAGAACGGAUGCAAAGGGUCAGCGAGAAAGCCUAUAUUUUAACGAGAAGAGACUCCCAUAUAUUAUAUACCGGAGAGGUUCCCAUCGACAGGAAUUGGGUUUUGCUUUGUCUCUUUAA
Messenger RNA from Plasmopara halstedii, 327 nucleotides. RefSeq lists its product as uncharacterized. The coding region runs from base 1 to 327 and encodes 108 amino acids. The transcript has a single exon. The record is from RefSeq and is a predicted model, not a curated record. Lineage: Eukaryota; Oomycota; Peronosporomycetes; Peronosporales; Peronosporaceae.